Staurois parvus is the source of this 430-nucleotide messenger RNA. Lineage: Eukaryota; Metazoa; Chordata; Amphibia; Anura; Ranidae. The record is from the annotation of a GenBank genome assembly.
UGUGCUGUGUCCUUCGGACACAGCGGAUCACCGAUCAUGGAAAGAGCCGAAGACGUCAGCUCAAUCAUGGGACAUGUACACUGAUCAUCAGUGCCCUGAUGAUCAGUGUGCCCUGAUGAUCAGUGUAGCCCCAGCAGUGCCACCUGUCAGUGUCCAUCAGUGCCUUAUGUCAGUGCUCAUCAGUGCCUCGUGCCAGUGCCCAUCAGUGCCACAUAUCAGUGCCUACCAGUGCACAUCAAUGCCACAUAUCAGUGCCCAUCUGAGCUGCCUUUCAGUGUCACCCAUCAGUGCCAGUCAGUGCCACCUAUCAAUGCCAAUCAGUGCCACCUAUCAGUGCUGCCAAUCCGUGCCACCUAUCAGUGCCGCCUAUCAGUGCCAGUCAGUGCUGCCUAUCAGUGUGCAUCAGUGCCACCUAUCAGUGUCAGUCAGU